Molecule: messenger RNA, 3851 nt
Organism: Mirounga angustirostris (Northern elephant seal)
Lineage: Eukaryota; Metazoa; Chordata; Mammalia; Carnivora; Phocidae
Product: C-type lectin domain family 10 member A-like
Exons: 10
Coding region: 1076-1999 (307 amino acids)
Molecular function (GO): signaling receptor activity
Source: RefSeq, a predicted model, not a curated record
CUUUCUCUCUCAAAUAAAUAAAAUCUUAAAAAAAGGCAAGUAGAACAUAAUCCCAUUUAUAUAGAAAAUAUAAUCUAAGAUGCAUUUGCUUUCCUUCUCUACCUUUGGAGACACUUAAGUUCCUUCCUGUGAAGAAGAUUGUGUGUGUGAAUUCUGGGCAGCCCCCUAAAUGAGAUUUGCAGGUUAUGGGAAUCGGUGGAUUCCCUUUCUUGCAGAAGGUUCUCGUACAGAGCUCCCAGGCCAGGGUGUCAGGGGGUGCUGGGCUUGAAUUCUGGCCCUUGAGCUCAGCAGGCCUGAGAAGUUGGGCAGCCCACACCCCAGUUCCGGGCCUCAGCCCACCAUCCAAAGUGCCUCCCAGGCUUCUCGUGGGAACCGAAUGGUUAAUGCCUGGCAUGGGUCUGGCCCCAUCCCUGUUACAGGUUUGAUUUUUCAUCAGUUUUUCCUCUCCUGGCUCCUCCCUCCCUUUCCCACCCAGGAAACCCUACUCUGCCCUCUCCUCUUCCCUCCUGCUCUGACCAUGGUGGCCAAGGCCCCCCGGGGAAGCUCAUGAGCCAGGACUCAGUGGGAUUGAGCAAGAGCAGAGAAAUGGGCUCCUCUGGACCCAGCUGUGCAGUGCUGGGGACACAGUUCUGGGAACUUCAGACGCAGGAAGUGAAAGGGGGUGUGGGCGGAGGCGAUAGGCAAACUGCACCUCUGGUCCCUUCUGGCCUGGCUCCCUUCUCCAGAAUGGUAAAAAUGAGGAAGUCAGGGGGGCUCCAGACGAGCGGAAAGGGAGUAGAUACACCCCGGAGGAGGAGAGCAGAGCUGCCCCGUACCCACCCCCCACCGCACGCAAUCUUUGCCUGAGUCCCCGCUCCAAUCCCUUCUGCACUUCACCGCCUGAAGACGGGGACACGUGAGAUCCCAGCUGACAGCCUGCUGGGUUCUGGUCACAGGUGACUCCUCCCUCACUGUCCCCACCUCCGCUCUCCAGGAUUUCGUGUUUUUCCAGUUUUGGUCAUUACUGCACAAGGAACCCCAAAAUUGCAGCCUUCGGACAUUCUGCAGCUCUGACGGCCCCCGUCUCGGUCUGAGCAUGUCAGUGCAGUAUGAAAAAUUCCAGCCCUUGGAGAGUGAGAAGCAAAGCCAGCGGUCUAGAAAUGGGCUGCCUCCUCCUCUGUCCUUCCUGCACUGGCUGUGCUCUGGCCCCCGGCCUCUCCUGUUCUCCCUGGGCCUCAGCCUCCUCCUGCUGGUCGGCAUCUGUGUGAUCGGCUCCCAGAAUUCCCAGUGUCGGAGGGACCUGGUGACCCUGAGAGCAACUUUCAGCAACUUCACUGCCAACACUGGGGCGCAGGUCCAGGCACUGAAAUCCCAGGGUGGCCAUUUGCAAGAAGUGAUAACAUCUCUGAAAGCCGAGGUGGAAAAUCACAAGCAGGGGUUGCAGGCAGCCCGUAGCUUGAACGACAAGGUGUUUUCCCUGGAGAGCAAGCUGGAGCAGGAGCAGAAGGAGCUCAAAGCAGGUCAUUCCGAUACCCUCCUUCGGGUCCAGCAGUUGGCCAGAGACCUGAGAUCCCUGACGUGCCAGUUGGCCGCUCUCAAGAACAACGGCUCUCAAAAUACCUGCUGCCCCCCUAACUGGCUGGAGUACGGGGGCAGCUGCUACUGGUUCUCGGGCUCUGGGAAGACCUGGGAGGACGCCGACAGGUACUGCCAGCUGGAGAGCGCGCACCUGGUGGUCAUCAACUCCAGAGAGGAGCAGACUUUUGUGCAGGGCCAUAUCGGCUCAUACACCUGGAUGGGCCUCAGUGACCCUGAAGGAGUCUGGAAAUGGGUGGACGGGACGGACUACGAGACCAACUUCAAGAACUGGAAGCCAGGCCAGCCGGACGACUGGCACGGGCACGGGCUCGGCGGGGGCGAGGACUGCGCGCACUUCCACCCCGACGGCAAGUGGAACGACGAUGCCUGCCAGAGGGCCUACCGCUGGGUGUGCGAGGCCAGCCUGGGCACCGCCAGCUAGCGCGGCGGCCGGUGCUUCCCGCAGAACCGCUCAGCCGGCGGGGAGCGGGAGGGGACCUUCCCGUGAGACCCCUCACGAGACCCUGGGGAGAGGAAUGAGCCCAUGGACGUCGGGGCGCUGCCACCAUUUUGAAUGUUUUUCUCCUUGGCGUCCAGAAGACUCUCUAGAGUUCAAGGGUUUGCUUUUUUAACCUCAGCUGCGUGGAGGUAUAAGACAUUAGAGCUGUACGUCAUUGUGAUUUGAUAAACAUAUACCCUGGGAAGGGGUCCCCCGUCCAGUUAAUAGCUUCACAUAUUCAUCUCGUGUAUGUGAGAACACGUAAGUUCUGCUCUCUUGGUAAAUUCCAAUUAUACAAUAUGUAAGCAACUGUGGUCACCCUGAGAUCCUCAGACCUUAUUCAACUAAGAGGUGCAAGUCGGUGAACCGCUCCCGAUUUCCGCACUCCCCAGCUCCACCAUCGUACUCUCUCUUUCUCUGAAUUUGACCUUUUUUUUUUUUUCCCCGAUCCACAUUCUGUUUAGAAUGGUGCGGUAUCUCUGUCUCUCUGGCUUAUCCACUUGGCAUAAUGCCCUCAAGGUCCAUCCCUGUUGUUGCAAAUGGUAGGAUUUCCUUCUUUCUCAUGGCUGGACACUGUUGCCUUGUAUACCCACACCACAUCUUUAUCCAUGCACCCACUGAGGGACAUUUCAGUGGUUUCCAUAUCUUGGUUAUUGUGAAUUAAUGCUACAAUGGAUAUGGAAGGGCAGAUGUCUCUUUGAUACUCUGUUUCCAUUCCCUUUGCCUACAUGCCCAGAAAUGGCAUGGCCGGAUCACAUGGCAGUUCUAUGUUUAAUUUUUUGAGGAAACUUCUUACUAUUUUCCAGAGUGGCUGUAUCAGUUUGCUUCUCCCCAGCAGUGCAGGAGGGUUCCCUUUCUCCGUAACUUUGCCAAUGUAAGUUUUUUUUUUAAUCAUUUUUUUUAAAGAUUUUAUUUAUUUGACAGAGAGAGACACAGCGAGAGAGGGAACGCAAGCAGGGGGAGUGGGAGAGGGAGAAGCAGGCUCCCCGCCGAGCAGAGAGCCCCCCCAUGCAGAGCUCGAUCCCAAGACCCUGGGAUCAUGACCUGAGCCGAAGGCAGAUGCUUAACAACUGAGCCACCCAGGCGCCCCCAUUUUUUUAAAUCUUAAAAAUCAACUUUAUUGCGAUCUAAUUCCUACACAAUAAAAUAUACCCAUUUAAAGAGUAGAGAUGACUUUAGACAAAUGUAAAUACCUAGGUAACUACCACCCAAUCUAGAUACAGAGCAUUUCCAUCAGCCCAAAGUUUCCUUACCCCGCCCCCCUUUGCUGUCUACCCUGCUUCCUGUGCCUAGGCAGCCAAUGAAUGACCUGCUUUCUUUCGCUAUUCACUGGUUUUGCCUAUUCUAGAAUUUCACAGGAUAUACUCUUUUGCGAAACCUUAUGUAUUUCACAUUGCCUGAUUUUCAGCAAUCUUAACAUAGCAGAAUGGAGAAAGCUAAGUGAGGCCUUGGGCAGUCCUAUGUUACUGUGAAAAGAGCAUUUCCUUUUUACAUACAUUUGAGUUCAAUUCUUUUCCAUCGCUUAAAAGCCGUGUAAACUUAGGCUGAUAAGAAAAGGCAGAGCCCAGAGCUGUCGGGAAAAGCCGGUAAGAUGCUCAGGUGUAUUGGUUAGCGAUCACUGCGUAAAAAACCACCCCAACUAGCAGGGGCUUGAGGCAAAAACCACCAUGGAACUGAUACAAAACUAGAGGUAGAAGUUAUAUUUGAAAGAAGUCUUACUUCUGGAAAACCUAUCUGCAUAGUUUUUCCUCAAGAAAAAUAAAAUAAGAGCUGGAUGACACAAAAGAACAUGGCA